Messenger RNA from Medioppia subpectinata, 1038 nucleotides. Lineage: Eukaryota; Metazoa; Arthropoda; Arachnida; Sarcoptiformes; Oppiidae. The record is from the annotation of a GenBank genome assembly.
AUGGCGGCAAUACUUGGCUACCAGUUAUACGAUGUUUCGGUCGACUAUUUUGCGUACAAAACGGUUACCGUAUUUGACGUAAUGGACAACUCAAUGGACCCGCACUUACCGUAUAUAACACUCGUCUACCAAGAACGUAAUUUAAUUAAAUACCGUAAUCGACGACAGUGUCUGCGGUCACGUGAAUCGCCGCAAUGCCAUCGAGAUAUGAACGAGGGGUAUUUGUUUAACUUUAGUCAUAUCGACACUUCCGGUGAAACACGAAUAUCCAUCGGCGGUAAUGUAGAGGAGAAACAAGGGGUUGAUAUACGAUCACUGAAACGACUAUUAAUGUAUAACUUCUAUUCAAUACAUUAUGUAAUGGUUAGCCUAUCUCUGACCAGUAGUCGCGUCGGUAACGAUUCACGCGUGACGGACAACGCGCAACAGUUUGCGGUCAUUCGUCGUUGGAGUGAAACACUCGCUUCAGAACCGAAACUAUGCGCCGACUGUUGCCCUCUCCGUACGGCCGGUGCAGUGAUUACGGCUCAGACCCGUCGNGCCGUCACUCAGACUAUGCGCCGACUGUUGCCCUCUCCGUACGGCCGGUGCAGUGAUUACGGCUCAGACCCGUCGACCGGUGCCGAAGGGGACGGCAGUGGACAACCGUUUCGUGCGAUCUCUCACUUCCAUUGCAUGAGAAGGUGUCGAUUGCGUGCCGUUAAGGAUCCACCCAAUGAUUGGUGCGGUGUAUAUGUUGUUGAUAGUACUUUACAUCAAUUAGAUUUUGACGAUCACGCGCUUAACAGAGAAUGUAUUUCCCGCCGUGCUAUGUUAAUGUUUAACGGAUUUGCAUCGAUAAACAUGUCUUUGGUGUCGAUUAAAUGUCUGUCGUAUUGUCCGCCCGAUUGUGUGGCAAUGGAUUAUCGCUCGCGUGUUGUCAACGAUAACAAGGAUUACAUACAGAAAGUGUGGAUAAAUAUUGAUGAUAAUAGCGACUGGUAUUCAGAAGAACGCCUCGUUUGGAACUCAUCUCAACCCAUGUAUGUCUAUAAAGAU